CGCCGUCCACGGCCCUACAUAUAGCCCGCCACACGCCUUCACCCCCGUUUCGACCUCACCAUCCAAACCACCAAUCAACCACCUCACGAUCCGUCCAUCAACCACGCCCUGCCCCUCUCUUUCUCCCGUCUCGCAAAUUUCUUGGGAUCUCGCAGCGGCGGCGAUGACUCGCGGCGACCAGAGGGAGCGGGACCGGCAGAGGGCGCAGGCGCGGAAGCCGGGGAGCAAGGGCCGCGACGACGGGCUCACGCCGGAGCAGCGACGAGAGCGGGACGCCAAGGCGCUGCAGGAGAAGACCGCCAAGAAGGCGGCGCAGGCGGGCGCCGCCGCCGCAGACGCCGCAAAGAAGAAGAACGCCGGCAAGAAAUAGCACUAUACGCAUUUUAUUCCCGAGCGUCCCGGCGCCGUUCGUCCUGGGGCAUGGGAUCUGUACUGCUUGUCUCGUGAGCUGUUGUCCUUCUAGGACUACUUCUGGAUGUUCUGAUGUAAAAUCGUUGCAUUCUGAAUUGGAUGUGCUGAUGGUUCUUUCAUGACAA
Messenger RNA from Lolium perenne, 536 nucleotides. RefSeq lists its product as uncharacterized. The record is from RefSeq and is a predicted model, not a curated record. Lineage: Eukaryota; Viridiplantae; Streptophyta; Magnoliopsida; Poales; Poaceae.